Neltuma alba is the source of this 991-nucleotide messenger RNA. Its product is annotated as SPX domain-containing protein 1-like. NCBI's taxonomy places the organism in Eukaryota, Viridiplantae, Streptophyta, Magnoliopsida, Fabales, Fabaceae. The record is from RefSeq and is a predicted model, not a curated record. Gene Ontology annotation, biological process: cellular response to phosphate starvation. The coding region runs from base 47 to 925 and encodes 292 amino acids. The transcript is spliced from 3 exons.
UUCUUUUGGGAGUUGUUUCAGUCUUUCCGGAAUCCGGCGACGAGACAUGAAAUUCGGCAAGAGUCUCAACAACCAGAUCGAGAAAACCCUACCGGAGUGGCGGGACAAGUUCCUCUCUUACAAGGAACUCAAGAAGAAGUUGAAGAUCUUGGAGCCUCCCAAAUCCUCCGUCGACGACAGGCUGUCCAAACGGCCCAGGCUCGAUGAUGGUGCCGCCUCCGGUGAGUCUUCACCGGAGGAGAUUGACUUCAGGAACUUGCUGGAGGGAGAACUCGACAAAUUUAACACCUUCUUUGUUGAGAAAGAAGAAGAGUGCAUUAUUAGAUUGAAGGCACGAGUCUCCUCAUUGUCCCCCCCCCCCCCCGCCGCGCUUAGCAAUAUUCAAUUGCUUUUUUAUCGUGCAGAGUUUCUCUGCUACCACUAUAAACAAUUGCUCAAAAUGCCUAAUUGUUUUCUCAAUUUCCGCCGUACAGGACUUGUGAAAAUACUGAAGAAGUAUGACAAGAGAACUGGUGCCCUAAUUCGCUUAUCUUUCAUCCGAAAAGUCUUGCGGCAGCCUUUCUUUACUACAGAGAUGCUCUACAAGCUUAUAAAAGAAUGUGAAACAAUGCUGGAUGGUUUAUUUCCGGUGAAUGAUACUCCUGCCUCGGUUGAUGCUGCUUCUCAAUCUGAUGGAUGCGAUCUUUCAACAACAACUUCAACUUCUUUCAAGAGCGGUGAUUGUCCGUUGGUACCCAAGGAACUGGCAAAGAUUGUGAAUAAGCAGAGCCUUUUUAUGAAGAGCACCAUAUCAGCAUUACAUGUUUUGCAGGAAAUUAGAUCUGGAAGCUCCACGAUUAAUAUGUUUUCACUACCACCAUUGGCAAUCAGUGGGUUGGGAGAAACAUGGAAGAAAGUUUCUGUUCUGGAACAAGUAGCCAAGUAAUCUUCUGGAUUGCAUUGAUGGUGGCCUAGUGGGUUCUUUAAAUUUCCUUCCUUUUUUCUCUCUAAA